UUUUUCUCCCUCGCAUUCUGUUUUCUCUCGUUGUUCGUAACGUAUGUAGGUAGUUAUUCAAUUGACGGAGAUGCCCCCGGUCUGACAUGGUUCAGUCGAUGGCGAACUUAGGAUGAUAUCCUACUUGACGAUUCUCUCGUAGCUCCGUCACAUUAGCCCGUUUUACUUCGAAACAGUAUUCUUCCAUACUUUACAAAGCUUUUCGCGCUAAACGCGAGCGUUACCGGGAAGAUAAUCUUGGAAAAUACUCGUCGCUGCGACAAUCGCAAAUUAUUCGUUGUCAUAUAGACAGAAAAUACAGACCCAGAAAGCUCACAAGAGUUUUAUAAACUUCGAAGGAAUCGUUUGAAUGUUGACAACUUCACAGUGUCUCAACUCGUGGUAUAAAUUAAUGCACAAAACUUCUUCGAUUCAAAAGACUCGAAGUGGUUCGUUACUUCGGAACGAACCUCUGCACCAUUAACGAAACUCGGUGCUUUUUUUCGUCGCGAAUAUAAACAGUGUCAAAAGAGACAUCGAUUCGGAAGGAGCCUGUUGCCUUUACUGCGAAACUGUACCAACCGACACAACAAUACGACAGAAGCGCCGCUUCCGAUUUCGAACGUAACAGUUGUUUUUUGUACUUCAAAAUAAUUUCUGUGCGAUAUUAUCACUGCUUCAUCGUGUUGUUUUUUUCAACAAGUUUUCAAAGUUUGGUGGGACAAAAACACCGAGUGUCUGUUCGUAUAAAGUAGUUCUAUAAAAAAAAAAAGAGACUCAUAGUCGGAAAAUUCUGAGAGAUUAAACAAAAUGUGCUAAUAAUCACAGCAAUCAUUAUUUAAGGUUAUGGCGACAGAUUUGUGCAGAAAUGGGACUCUGAGCGCGACGUCUACCAGGGCCGUAGGCAAUAUGAGGCAAAGAAAAAGCGGUGGCAUUCUCGGUGCCAAAGAUCCAGUCUCUGCUUUACCCGAGGAACAGCUCAAGUUCCAAGAUACGAGAUUCUUGACCUCUCUUGUUCUUGGUAGAAACAGAAUAAUCUCGCCGGACGUAUUGCCAUCGUGUUCGCCUGGGAUAUUCCGUCAAAAAUCAUUCCGUUCGAGUAGCAGUUCGACGCCGACGACGACGCUGAGUAGCGCGGGUGUCGCGACAACCGGGAAUCAGUGCGUUCACGUACAGACUACGAAACGGACGAGUUCAAACAAUUCGAGGAGUACCGAGAAAGCGGGACUGAAUAAUAUUUUAAUGAGAAAAAACGAUGAGUCGUCAUGCUUAACCAAUACCGAUAAUAGUGCUAACAGCUUGGUGAAAAAAAGUGUAAACAACAAUUUUAAUCAAAUAACAAGAACGAAUAGCAGGAUUGGUUUACCGGCGUCAGGAAGAGGAGGAGAAACUAGAGCGCCCCGUAAUAAUAACCUUACCCCUAAGCACUCUCGUCGUGUUACGGUACUGGCUAAUAAAAUGGCGUCUGCGAGCUCUAACGCGGUCGUGCAGGGCUGGCCCAACACCAAAGACGACUACGAUCUCAAAGAGGUUAUCGGCGUCGGAGCCACUGCUGUGGUACACGCUGCUUUUUGUAUACCCCGGCAAGAAAAAUGUGCCAUAAAACGCAUAAAUUUGGAAAAAUGGAACACGAGCAUGGACGAACUUCUGAAAGAGAUUCAGGCAAUGUCAUCCUGCAAUCACGAAAACGUUGUUACAUAUUAUACGUCCUUCGUUGUAAAAGAAGAGCUAUGGCUUGUACUGCGACUUUUGGAAGGUGGAUCUUUACUUGAUAUUAUAAAGCAUAAAACGAGAACGACGAAUUGCAAACACGGCGUUUUUGACGAAGCAACGAUAGCAACCGUACUUCGAGAAGUUCUCAAAGGCCUUGAGUAUUUUCACAGUAAUGGACAAAUCCACAGAGAUAUUAAAGCAGGCAACAUUCUGCUGGGUGAAGAUGGAACCGUCCAAAUAGCAGAUUUCGGUGUUAGCGCCUGGCUCGCAACGGGUCGAGAUCUGAGCAGACAAAAAGUUCGUCACACGUUCGUUGGUACACCAUGUUGGAUGGCCCCUGAAGUCAUGGAGCAGGUGAGAGAGGAUCAUGGAUACGAUUUCAAGGCUGACAUAUGGUCGUUGGGUAUAACGGCUAUUGAAAUGGCAAGUGGUACCGCUCCUUAUCACAAAUAUCCACCUAUGAAAGUACUCAUGCUAACUCUACAAAACGAUCCUCCAACAUUGGACACUGCUGCCGAUGAUAAAGAUCAAUACAAAGCAUAUGGUAAAACAUUUCGUAAAAUGAUCGUGGACUGUCUUCAAAAAGAUCCUACGAAGCGGCCUACCGCAACGGAAUUACUGAAACAUCCUUUCUUCAAAAAAGCUAAGGACAAGAAAUACUUGCAACAAACAUUGGUUGCGAUAGGACCGAGUCUUGAAACCCGUGUGCAGAAGGCAUCGAAGAGGCAACCAGGCACUUCGGGUCGGUUGCACAGAACGGUAACGGGUGAAUGGGUCUGGUCGUCAGAGGAAGAAGACAGCGAUGCCUCGAGUGCAGAAGACGGCAAGGAAGCUUUACCCGUAAAUACGAUCGACAACGGGAGCAGCGACGAAGAAGCUGCUGAUGCUAAAGAUUACGGUCAAGUCAAAUCAGCCGCUAGUCGUAUCGCUAUUCCAGUGGCGGAACAAAAUGUUCCAUUUAAUUUCGUACUUCGACUCCGCAAUCAAAAGCGAGAACUGAACGAUAUUAGAUUCGAAUUUGCGGUGGGUGUCGACUCGGCGGAGGGGAUAGCCGUUGAACUCGUUGGGGCUGGUUUAGUCGAUCGAAAAGACAUCGUCGUGAUAGCCGCAAAUCUACAAAAACUCAUCGAUAGCGCUGGCCAACUUCGUACUGUCACUUUUCCGUUGAAUUCGGGUUACGCAGCCAACGAAGUACCGGAUGAUAAGGCGUUAAUCGGUUUUGCUCAGAUCUCCAUCACAGAUUAAGCUUUACGUUUCUUCGCUCUCCUCAUUUAAGUUUUGCGCUUUUUCCUUCUCCGAGUUGAUUUUGAUCGACUCGAGAAUAAGUGGCUCUUAAAAAUGUUGGGUACCUAUCAUGAAGAUACGAAUAAGGUGCGAUAUUAAAUAAAAAAGAAAAUAAGAAGACGAAAUUCCUCUAGUUUUCAAUAAAUCGAUGCAGAAAUCGAAUUGUAAGUAUUAAUUCAUGGAGAGUUAUCGAAAACAGACAUUGUAUUUUUCGAGAAAUCAAAGUCCAUUAUAUCGCUCGUGCACAAUGAUUUGAAUCCUAAAAAUUGCGUUACAAGUUUUUUCUUGAUGUUUAACAAUGCCCAUAGUUUCGAUUGAUAAUAGAAAUUACGAAAUUAUUUAAACGACUGUUUGAAGAAAAAUGAGACUCGAAAUGAAAAAAAAAAAAAAAAAAACAAAAAAAAUAAGAAA
This is a messenger RNA of Venturia canescens, 3387 nucleotides long. RefSeq names its product serine/threonine-protein kinase OSR1-like. Gene Ontology annotation, molecular function: ATP binding; protein serine/threonine kinase activity. Bases 826 to 2937 code for a protein of 703 amino acids. Gene Ontology annotation, biological process: protein phosphorylation. The record is from RefSeq and is a predicted model, not a curated record. Gene Ontology annotation, cellular component: cytoplasm. Lineage: Eukaryota; Metazoa; Arthropoda; Insecta; Hymenoptera; Ichneumonidae. The transcript is spliced from 11 exons.